Pollicipes pollicipes is the source of this 1885-nucleotide messenger RNA. Its product is annotated as transcription elongation factor SPT5. NCBI's taxonomy places the organism in Eukaryota, Metazoa, Arthropoda, Thecostraca, Pollicipedomorpha, Pollicipedidae. Gene Ontology annotation, cellular component: DSIF complex. The record is from RefSeq and is a predicted model, not a curated record. Gene Ontology annotation, biological process: regulation of transcription by RNA polymerase II; transcription elongation by RNA polymerase II; transcription elongation-coupled chromatin remodeling. Gene Ontology annotation, molecular function: mRNA binding.
UUUAGGAGCAACAUACCCGGACAGCCUGGAAAGAGACAAGAUGUCGGACAGCGAGGACGCGGAUGACCUGUCCGGCUCGGAGGCGUCCGGGCCGACGUUCGCCAACCGCGGCGCGGCCGACGACGAGGCCGAGGAGGCGCGGCCCGGAGAGGAGGAGCCGUCUGGCGACUCGGAGCCGGAGGGCGAGGACCUGGACAAGAGUGAUUAUGACAGCGAGGAGGACGAGGACGAGGACGAGGAGCGGCGCGGCAGCAAGAAGCGCAAGAAGAAGAAGGACCGCUUCGGCGGCUUCAUUCUGGAGGAGGCGGAGGAGGACGGCGACGCCGACGAGGACGAGGAGUGGGACGCCGAGGCCGACAACUACGACAUCAUGGCGAACGAGGAGGGCGAGGUGGGGCCCACCGCGCAGGAGAUCGAGCAGCGGCGGCGGCGGAACCAGAUGAUGUGGGACACGCAGAACGAGGACGAGAUCGAGGAGUACUACCGGCGCAAGUACGCCGAGGAGGGCGCGGGCGCGCGCCACUUCGGCGACGGCGGCGAGGAGAUGUCGGACGAGAUCACCCAGCAGACGCUGCUGCCCGGCGUCAAGGACCCGAACCUGUGGAUGGUCAAGUGCCGGAUCGGCGAGGAGCGCGCCACCGUCAUGAAGCUAAUGGCCAAAUUCAUCACGCUGUCCAACAAGGAUGAGCCGCUGCAGAUCAAGUCGGUGGUGGCGCCCGAGGGCGUCAAGGGCUACAUCUAUAUUGAGGCCUACAAGCAGACACACGUCAAGCAGGCCAUCGAAGGCAUUGGCAACCUGCGUAUGGGACAGUACACUCAGCAGAUGGUGCCCAUCAAGGAGAUGACGGACGUGAUGCGGGUCAUCAAGGAGCAGAUGGUGCUGAAGCGCGGCUGCUGGGUUCGCCUGAAGCGUGGCGUCUUCAAGGACGACAUCGCCCAGGUGGACUAUGUGGACCCCGGCCAGAGCUCUGUCCACCUCAAGCUCAUCCCGCGCAUUGAUUACUCGCGCAUGCGCGGCGCGCUGCGGGACAAGGAGAACGAGGUGAAGCGGAAACGGCGCCAGCGGCCGCCGCAGAAGCUGUUCGACAUGGAGGCCGUGCGAUCUAUCGGCGGCGAGAUCAGCCAGGACGGCGACUUCAUCAUCUUCGAGGGAAACCGCUACUCGCGCAAGGGGUUCCUCUAUAAGAACUUCGUCAUGAGCGCCAUUCAGGCUGAGGGCGUCAAGCCGACGCUCUCCGAGCUGGAAAAGUUCGAGGAGCAGCCGGAGAGCCUUGACAUGGAGCUGGCGCACUCGGCCAAGACGGAGGAGGGCCACUCGUUCACGCCCGGUGACAACGUGGAGGUGGUAGAGGGCGAGCUCAUCAACCUGCAGGGCACCAUCGUCAAGAUAGAUGGCACUAAGGUCACCAUCAUGCCCAAACACGAGGAUCUCAAGGACCCGCUGGAGUUUCCGGCUCACGAACUGAAGAAGUAUUUCUGCAUGGGCGACCACGUGAAAGUGAUCUCGGGCCGCUACGAGGGCGACACGGGCCUGAUUGUAAGCGUCGAGGACAACAAGGCCGUGCUCUUCUCCGACCUCACCAUGCACGAGCUGAAGGUGCUACCGCAGGACCUGCAGCUCUGCUCCGACAUGGCCACGGGCGUGGACAGCAUGGGCCAGUUCCAGUACGGCGACAUGGUGCAACUCGAUCCCCAGACGGUGGGUGUGAUCGUGCGCCUGGAGCGCGAGAACCUGCAUGUGCUCAACAUGCACGGCAAGAUCAUCAAGGUGAAGCCACAGGCGGUGCACAAGAAGAAGGACUCGCGCUACGCGGUGGCGCUCGACACGGAGCAGAACACCAUCCAGCGGCGCGACAUCGUCAAGGUCAUCGACGGCCCGCACUCG